Molecule: messenger RNA, 627 nt
Organism: Cicer arietinum (chickpea)
Lineage: Eukaryota; Viridiplantae; Streptophyta; Magnoliopsida; Fabales; Fabaceae
Source: RefSeq, a predicted model, not a curated record
AUGUUGUUGUCUCCCUCAGUUUCAGUUUCAAAGUUAUUAACCCUAACAAGGUAUGCUUUCUCUCUUUCUUCCAUUCCCAAUUUUCUUCCAAUUUCUUCUUCAAACACUUUCCUUCUUUCAUUCUCUUCUCAUUCUCCUUUCAAUUCCAACGAAUUUGAUGUUAAUCAUGCUGUUUCCUCAUUCCAUCGCAUGCUCUCUAUGAAUCCUACCCCAUCCAUUGUUCAAUUCAACAUAAUUUUAACUUCUUUUGUUAAGAUGAACCAUUAUCCCACUGCUAUUUCUCUUUCUCACCAUUUGGAAUUCAAUGGAAUUAAGCCUGAUAUUGUUACUUUUAAUAUCUUGAUUAAUUGUUACUGCCACUUAGGUCAAAUGAAUUUUUCGUUUUCUAUAUUGGGAAAGAUUCUCAAGAUGGGAUUUCAGGAAAAUACCAUAACCUUGACUACUCUUAUGAAAGGUCUAUGUCUUAACAAUAAUGUUCGGGAAGCUCUGCACUUUCAUGAUCAUGUGGUGGCAAAGGGAUUUCAGUUGGAUCAACAUAUAAUCACUCUUGUUAAUUUUAGAGUAGACGGAAAAUGGUGCAUCUUCCUCUGUGAAGAUAGAGGGAGAGUAACUUCUCAAGUUAAGUGA